ACAGGUUUACCUACACGAGCAGAGCCGUUACCUGAUUGGCGCGCACACAGCCAUCGUCUUUGUGUGCAUCAGUAAUGAUUAUAGAUUAGACACAGCCGAAACGAUAGUACGAUUACCUACCGAGUAUCUCCCAUUUCAUUCUCUCGUCUUCGACCGUCGACGGACUGUGGCUUGAAGAAGCGAACAUGACCAUAAGAAAUGUACGGGACCACGGGCAGCGAUACAGACCGCGUAUGGCAUGCCUGAAGAAGGUGGAGAAUGUGGUGUUGGAGAUGCAGGACCCCAAAACUGGAGUGAAAUCUCAGACCCAGAGGCUUGUAAUCACCACCAUCCCACAUGCUAUAACAGGGGAAGAUAUUGUUGCAUGGAUCGUUAAUCGAUUCAAAAUAGAUGCUACAGAGGCCCGAGCUAUGGGGACCAUGAUGGUAGCGUUUGGGUACAUCUAUCCAUUACAAGAUCAUAAGAGACUUAUCCUUAAACCAGACACAUCCCUGUACCGCUUUCAGACCCCAUAUUUUUGGCCCGCGCAGCAGUGGCCGGUGGAAGACACAGACUAUGCAAUUUACCUGGCAAAGAGAAAUAUACGCAAGAAAGGGAUGUUGGAGCUGUAUGAACAGGAACAGUACAACAAUCUUUACAAAUGGAUGAAUCACAAGUGGGAUUUUAUUGUAAUGCAGGCCAAAGAGCAGUACAGGGCGGGUAAGGAGAGGAAGAAGCCAGACCGGGUGGUCUUUGACUGUCAGGAACGGGCCUACUGGGUUGUACAUCGGCCACCGCCGGGAACAGUUAGUGCCAUGGACUAUGGACACGACAGGAUGGUGGACCCCAAUAUUGAGGAGAAAAAAACAUCUGACUACUUCAGAAGAAUUAUUAUGUUCACUCAGCAGUGUAUCAUGAGACCAAGGGUGAAGUCGUCGGUGUCAAUUGGAGCACUUGUUAAGUACACAACAACAUACAAAGAGCAUGACCCUUUUCUCCACGCCUGCCUCCCAAGCAACCCCUGGUUAACAGAUGAUGUUACAUAUUGGACCCUCAACAUGCCAAAUGUUGAGACCUCUACUAAAAUGAGGGUGGAGCGCUGGACUUUCAGCUUUGGAGAACUGCUUAUGGACCCUCGGGGAAGGGCAGAUUUCCGCCUUUUCCUUAAAAAAGAGUUCAGUGGUGAGAAUCUUGCCUUCUGGGAGGCAUGUGAGGAUUUGAAAUGGGGUGCUGCAGAGACAAUGAAAGAAAAGGCCCAGCAAAUAUAUAAGACCUUUUUGGCCCGUGGAGCUCCACGUUGGAUCAACAUUGAUGGCAAAACAAUGGACAUAACAGUGAAGGGUCUGGCACAUCCUCAUCGUUAUGUACUGGAUGCUGCCCAGACUCACAUUUACAUGCUCAUGAAAAAGGACUCAUACGGGCGAUAUCUCAAGUCCCCAGUCUUUAAGGAGACUCAAAAGAAGGCCAUUGCUCCUGAACCACACCGAUUCACUGAAACGCAGUUGGAGCAGAAUGCCAAGAGAAGGCGGCCCAGCCUGAGUCCCAUCAUCCUCAGACAGCAGGAGGAAGAACAGAAGGCCAAACUAGCAGCGAGUGGCCCGGUGGACAUCACACAGGUCAUGAGCAAACUGGAAAAGAAACAGAAAAACUGAACCUAGAGAGCUAGAACACAAAUAGAUAUAAGCAAAUAUUUAUGAAAGGAAAAUCUCCUUUCUGGUCAAAGCAAUAAACAGAUUUGCAAGCCAAUGUAUUUAUAUAGAGAACACGGUCUGUGCUUGUAAUAUUACAGAUAUUUCUAUUUUUUGAAGGUUUGCUUGAUAUAUUUUAGAAAUAGAAUCAAAAAGUUCCAUUAAGCCUUUUUAUUAGCUCAUUAUGUCAUUCUUUCGCUGUCUUGUCAUUCACAAUAAUUUUUAAUCUUUGUCAUACUUAUGUUUUGUCAAACUUCAUACAUCUCCGUUUUUACUUCAUACAACCAAAAAUAAUCAGAUGUUGUCCUCCCCAUUACAACAGAUUGUUUUUUCUCAUGUUUGUUUCAUUUAAAAGUUGCUGUAAAUCCUGAAUUUAUUAAAAUGCAUACUAAAACCAUUUUUGCCAUCUGUUGUCACAUCAUUUGUCUUUGGCAUUUGUGGUUGCUGUUGAGUGAAAUGUAUAUAUGUAUCUCAUCAGUUUGUGCAUAGUCUUGUCUAAAACAACUUUGACCUCGUGUCAUUAACUGUCAUUAGCACAAAAGUUCUUUUUUCUAUACAGUGAAAGUGAAUGGUGACCUUGGAGAGAAUAGAGGACUUUCAAGACAAGAAUAAGUGCAGCAUGAGUCAUUGCAUCUUUCACUGUAUCGAAGAUAAAUAUCCUGCUAAACAUUUUGUUGUAGUAUACCUCAGAAGAAAUGGGUUUAGAGCAACAUGAGGGUGGGUAAAAGUGUCGCCAAUAUAUUGCUGUUUAGUAUGCUGCUGAAAAAUACUGUGGAUACUAAAUAUAAAUACUAAGAUUUAUGAAAUUGCUAAAUUAGGUGAAAAUUUAUUAACAUUUUAGCUUGAUUCUAUUUCAUUUCUAAUCAAUGUGUGUAGUCAAAAAUAUAUCUGUAAUUAAUUUAAACAUGAAUGAUAGGAUAAGAUGAAAAGACAACAUAUUACAGCAAGAUUGCAAAGCACAGAUAUUAAAUAAUCUAUUGAAAUUAAUAACUAAGCUAAUCUAUAAAAAAGGUACAACAGCUGUCACUGGGGUGGUGUUCUUUUUGUAAUUUGACUUUUUAUGAAAGUCACUGUCCUAAUGGCUGCUUUUGUAAUUUUUUUUUUCUGAAAAAGUAACACCAACUGCCUUAAAUAUAGGAUGCAAAUUUAUGGUAAAAACAGUGCCUUGAAAAUAUUUGUAUCUUUGUGUGCAUUAUAUUGUGAUCACUAGAUGCCAUGUUGCUCUCACACAAAUGCAGUUAUUUUAUUUGCAUAUAUUUAAAACAUAAUUUUUCAUAAUUCAUAAUUCUAAAACAUUAAUUAAUUGUUAUGAAUGGACAGUUAUAAAGCGGUAUACACACAGACCAGCACAGUUAUAGAACUAUAUACUGUAUACUGUGUGCAACUUUUACAAUAGUUCAAACGUUCAUUGAUGCUCCAGAAGGAAAGAAGAUGCAUAAAGAGGAUGGGGGUGAAAACUUUUGAACAGAGUGCAUUUUUUCUUAUUUUGUUUAAAUAUUAUAUUUUUAAAUGUAACAACACCCUUCAGAAGCUACAGAACGUACUUACAUGUUUCACAGAAGACAAAAUCAGUACAAUUUACCCUGACCAUCAAAUUUUUAAACAUAUCAUACACAUUUACACUGUCCUUCAAGACUUUGGAAACACCCCUGGCGCAGUCUGGUUUUGGAUGGCAUAAAUCCUUAUCAUUUUCUGGUGCAAACGCUGUACAUUAAAGUAACUUGACAUUAUCAAUUAAUGCCAGUAUUGUCCAAAACCCCACUUUUCUAGCUUCCAAACUUUUGGAGGCCAUUGUAAUUGAUUCAUUGGACGGACUUUUGCCAGAAAUGCACAGGUUACUCAGCAAAAACGGUAUUUUGCACUAAUACAUACUUUGUCCAACAGCUCUGCCGGUUCACAGCACCUGUGCCUCACCUAGCCGUGUAUACAGGUAUUUGUGAAGCGCAGUCCACCGCUUCCCCUGGGCUCAUGACACUGCCCAACAGCGCUGCCUGCCCGUCUCCCAUCAGCGUCGCCAUCGACAG
Molecule: messenger RNA, 3691 nt
Organism: Puntigrus tetrazona (Sumatra barb)
Lineage: Eukaryota; Metazoa; Chordata; Actinopteri; Cypriniformes; Cyprinidae
Gene: rgs9b
Product: regulator of G protein signaling 9b
Exons: 17
Coding region: 186-1631 (481 amino acids)
Biological process (GO): intracellular signal transduction; regulation of G protein-coupled receptor signaling pathway; G protein-coupled receptor signaling pathway
Source: RefSeq, a predicted model, not a curated record